AUGUUUCGGCAAGCAAGUAGCUGUCUUCGCCUGAGGGCGGCGACAGCUCCCCUCCGGAUAAGCCAGAAUGCCCGCCUCCUGUCGACAACACCACGCCUCGCCGCCGAUGAACAGCUCAACAAAGUCUCCGCGACCAUCACCCAGCCCAAGUCCCAAGGCGCCUCGCAAGCUAUGCUCUACGCCACGGGUCUGACGGACGCGGAUCUCAAGAAGGCGCAGAUCGGCAUCUCGUCGGUGUGGUACGAAGGAAACCCCUGCAACAUGCACCUGCUGGGUCUCUCCGACAUCGUCAAGCAGUCGGUGGCCGACGCCGGGCUGGUCCCUUAUCGGUUCAACACGAUCGGUGUGUCAGACGGCAUUAGCAUGGGUACCGUGGGCAUGAGGUACUCGCUGCAGAGCCGAGAGAUUAUCGCCGAUAGUAUCGAGACGGUCAUGAAUGGGCAGUGGUAUGAUGGGAAUAUUUCGCUUCCUGGAUGUGACAAGAACAUGCCUGGUGUGGCUAUUGCCAUGGCGAGGGUUAACCGCCCGUCGAUCAUGGUGUAUGGUGGUACUAUUAAGCCGGGCUGCACUGUCAAGGGAGAGCCGAUUGAUAUCGUUUCGGCCUUCCAGGCGUAUGGACAGUAUAUUUCCGGCCAGAUUACCGAGGAGGAGCGGUAUGAUAUCAUCAGGCACGCUUGUCCCGGCGGCGGUGCCUGCGGUGGCAUGUACACGGCGAACACCAUGGCCACCGCCAUCGAGACCCUCGGUCUCACCGUUCCCGGCAGCAGUAGCACGCCCGCCGAGGAUGCCGGCAAGCUUGCCGAGUGCGCCAACAUCGGCAACGUCAUGAGGAACCUCCUCAAGGAGGAUAUCCGACCCAAGGAUAUCCUCACAAGGCAGGCCUUCGAGAACGCCAUGGUCGUCGUCACCAUCACGGGCGGCAGCACCAAUGCCGUUCUCCACCUGAUCGCCAUCGCCGACGCCGCGGGCAUCAAGCUCACCAUCGACGACUUCCAGGCCGUUUCGGACAGGACGCCCGUACUCUCCGACCUUAAGCCCUCGGGUAAGUGGGUCAUGGAAGAUCUCCACAAGAUCGGCGGCACGCCCGCCCUCCUCAAGUUCCUCCUCCGCGAGGGCCUCAUCGACGGCUCCGGCAUGACCGUCACCGGCAAGACGAUGAAGGAGAACGUCGAGAGCUACCCCGACUUCACUGAGGGCCAAACCAUCGUGCAGACCUUUAACAACCCCAUCAAGGCCACCGGCCAUCUCCAGAUCCUCCGCGGCACGCUAGCGCCCGGCGGCUCGGUCGGCAAGAUCACCGGCAAGGAAGGCCUCCGCUUCGUCGGCAAGGCCAAGUGCUACGACGCGGAGGACGACUUCAUCUCGGCUCUCGAGCGCGGCGAGAUCAAGAAGGGCGAAAAGACCGUCGUCAUCAUCCGCUACGAGGGUCCCAAGGGCGGUCCCGGCAUGCCCGAGAUGCUGAAGCCCAGCUCGGCCAUCAUGGGCGCCGGUCUCGGCAAAGAUGUGGCCCUCAUCACCGACGGACGCUUCUCUGGCGGUAGCCACGGUUUCCUGAUUGGUCACGUCGUUCCCGAGGCCAUGGAGGGCGGACCCAUUGCGCUUGUGAGGGAUGGCGACGAGGUGACUAUUGACGCGGAGAAGAACGUGAUGGAUUUGGAUGUUAGUGCCGAGGAGCUUGAGAGGAGGCGGAAGGAGUGGAAGGCGCCGGAGGCGAGGUAUACGAGGGGGACUUUGAAGAAGUAUGCGCAGCUUGUGAGUGAUGCAUCGCAUGGGUGUAUUACGGAUGGGAACUAUUAG
Messenger RNA from Scedosporium apiospermum, 1797 nucleotides. Its product is annotated as putative dihydroxy-acid dehydratase, mitochondrial. Bases 1 to 1797 code for a protein of 598 amino acids. Gene Ontology annotation, biological process: branched-chain amino acid biosynthetic process. The transcript has 2 exons. The record is from RefSeq and is a predicted model, not a curated record. Gene Ontology annotation, molecular function: dihydroxy-acid dehydratase activity. Gene Ontology annotation, cellular component: mitochondrion. Lineage: Eukaryota; Fungi; Ascomycota; Sordariomycetes; Microascales; Microascaceae.